Molecule: messenger RNA, 1560 nt
Organism: Necator americanus (New World hookworm)
Lineage: Eukaryota; Metazoa; Nematoda; Chromadorea; Rhabditida; Ancylostomatidae
Exons: 5
Coding region: 1-1560 (519 amino acids)
Source: RefSeq, a predicted model, not a curated record
AUGACUGAUCGAGAAAGACUCGGAGUUCUGAAACCACCAAGAAACGCCGGUCUCUUGAUGCUUUUGGGCUGUUACGCCAGCGUGGAGCAGCUUUGCCGAGAGGCGAUAAAGGAAGACCUUAAAGAGAGAAGGGCAGAAGUGCUGGCUGAAGCUGCAGAGGCGGGGAAAAGCAUCCGCUAUGCCCGUCGAAACUUCGCCAGUCGCAAGACGAGGAUGACUGCUCUCCGGAACCCAAAGGGAACAGCCAUUGCAUCGAGAAGGGGGAUGGAGAAAAUCAUCUACGACUUCUAUUCUCAUCUCUUCGACAGCCAUGUCCACUUGCCUAAUCACCAUCUGAGGGAAGAUGGACAUGUCAUUCCAGAGGUUCUCCCGUCCGAAGUACGACAUGCUAUCAUGUCGGUUAGAAAUCGUACGGCACCCGGUCCCGACAGAAUAAGACCAGAACACCUGAAGAGCCUUCCGCCAGUACUCAUCAACACCCUGCGAGGCUCUUUACACGUUAUCUGUCGGAAUGCAAGCACGAUUGACCACAUUCACACCGUUUCGAAACUCAUCGAGGUAUCACGAGAGUACAAGAUGCCGCUCUGUCUCACCUUCAUCGACUUAAAGAAGGCCUUCGACUCAGUUGAGACGGAAGCGGUCAUGGAAGCCUUGAACAACCAAGGCGUCCCUACUCAGUACAUGAAGAUACUUCAAGAGUUGUAUUCUAACUUCACAACCGGAAUUUCGCCAUUCUACAAGAAUAUCAUCAUUGACGUGAAAAGAGAGCUACACCAUUUCCGCUUUGCUGAUGACAUCCUACUGGUAACACCUAGCAUCAGCCAAGCGGAACGAAUGCUGACCGAAUUCCACGAAACAUGUGAAUGCAUCGGUCUCCAGCCGAAUUCCCAAAAGACGACGUUCAUGCGGAACGGAUGGGUCUCGGAUGCCCCAUUCACGCUCAACGGAACGAACAUAUCCGAGUGCACCAGCUACGUUUAUCUGGGUCGGGAACUGAACAUGAUGAACGACCUGACCCCCGAGCUGGGCAGGAGGAGACGAGCGGCUUGGGGAGCGUACAAGAGCAUCGAGGAUGUAGUGAAGAAGACCAGGAACACCCGGCUCCGUGCUCACCUCUUCAACACCACCGUACUUCCUGCUUUGACCUAUGCUUCGGAAAUCUGGGCAUUUCGCAAGCAGGAAGAAAACGCGGUGAGCGUCAUUGAACGCGCAAUUGAGAGAGUGAUGCUAGGAGUAUCCCGUUUCACGCAAGUGAGGGACGGGAUUCGAAGUUCUCUCCUACGUCAGCGAUCGAAGAUUAGAGACGCCGCCGCGUUUGCCAAGGAAAGUAAAAUAAGAGCCGUGAGCGACUGGGUUCCCCGCGAUAUUAAGCGCACUACAGGAAGACCGCCGACCCGAUGGUCAGAUUUCUUCACGAAGUCCUUGAAAGAAAAAUAUGAUGCUCUUCGUGUCCCACGCGAAAGGAGGAACCACUGGGCUACUCUGGCACGCGAUCGGGACAAAUGGAAGAAUUACUGGCGCCCGCUCGACCAGUUCGAAGAUCAACGGGAGUCAAGGUGA